CCUAGCAUAAUUUGGUGCUGCUGAGCUUCUGAGGGACUAAACUGAAGGAUUCUCUUUCCUGAGGUCGUAUGUUUCUCAAAAUGGGAAAAUUAUUUUCCAGCCCUACACUUGCGUUCCUGGCCUACGUGGAUACUCACCAGCUGGUUGUGUCCAUCAUUGCAGCCAAGUCUGAGAAUUCCUGAUUAUACUUAGAGCCUGUGGAGCUGCUGACACAAACAGUCAUUAGCAGACGACCCUUUUGCCACCAACUAUGCUUUAAAAUGUAAACCGUGGAGGCAUUUUCCUUGUGUUGUCCAGAAGGAACUUUGUCCUGCGUGAGCCUGGAUUAAUCAUGAGAGAGCUCGUCAACAUUCCACUGGUACAUAUUCUUACUCUGGUCGCCUUCAGCGGAACUGAGAAACUUCCAAAAGCUCCUGUCAUCACCACUCCUCUUGAAACAGUGGAUGCCUUAGUUGAAGAAGUGGCUACUUUCAUGUGUGCAGUGGAAUCCUACCCCCAGCCUGAGAUUUCCUGGACUAGAAAUAAAAUUCUCAUUAAGCUCUUUGACACCCGGUACAGCAUCCGGGAGAAUGGUCAGCUCCUCACCAUCCUGAGUGUGGAAGAUAGUGAUGAUGGCAUUUACUGCUGCACAGCCAACAAUGGUGUGGGAGGAGCUGUGGAGAGUUGUGGAGCCCUGCAAGUGAAGAUGAAACCUAAAAUAACUCGUCCUCCCAUAAACGUGAAAAUAAUAGAGGGAUUAAAAGCAGUCCUACCAUGUACGACAAUGGGCAAUCCCAAACCAUCAGUGUCUUGGAUAAAGGGAGACAGCCCUCUCAGGGAAAACUCCCGAAUUGCAGUUCUUGAAUCUGGGAGCUUGAGGAUUCAUAAUGUACAAAAGGAAGAUGCAGGACAGUAUCGUUGUGUGGCGAAAAACAGCCUUGGGACAGCAUAUUCCAAAGUGGUGAAGCUGGAAGUUGAGGCUCUUAAUAUCACAAAUGCCACAGAGAGAGAAGAAAGGGAACCUGAACAAGAUACUAAAGUUUUUGCCAGGAUCCUGCGGGCUCCUGAAUCCCACAAUGUCACCUUUGGCUCCUUUGUGACCCUGCAUUGUACAGCAACAGGCAUUCCUGUCCCCACCAUCGCCUGGAUUGAAAACGGAAAUGCUGUUUCUUCUGGGUCCAUUCAAGAGAGUGUGAAAGACCGAGUGAUUGACUCAAGACUGCAACUGUUUAUCACCAAGCCAGGACUCUACACAUGUAUAGCUACCAAUAAGCAUGGAGAGAAGUUCAGUACUUCCAAGGCUGCCGCCACCAUUAGCAUAGCAGAAUGGAGUAAACCACAGAAAGAUAACAAAGGCUACUGCGCCCAGUACAGAGGGGAGGUGUGUAAUGCAGUCCUGGCAAAAGACGCUCUUGUUUUCCUCAACACCUCCUAUGCGGACCCUGAGGAGGCCCAAGAGCUACUGGUCCACACUGCCUGGAAUGAACUGAAAGUAGUGAGCCCACUCUGCCGGCCAGCUGCUGAGGCUUUGUUGUGUAACCACAUCUUCCAGGAGUGCAGUCCUGGAGCAGUGCCUACUCCUACUCCCAUUUGCAGAGAAUACUGCUUGGCAGUAAAGGAGCUCUUCUGUGCAAAAGAAUGGCUGGCAAUGGAAGAGAAGACCCACAGAGGACUCUACAGAUCCGAGAUGCAUUUGCUGUCUGUGCCAGAAUGCAGCAAGCUUCCCAGCAUGCACUGGGAUCCCAUGGCCUGUGCCAGACUGCCACAUCUAGAUUAUAACAAAGAAAACCUAAAAACAUUCCCACCAAUGACAUCCUCAAAGCCAAGUGUGGACAUUCCAAAUUUGCCUUCCUCCUCCUCUUCUUCCUUCUCUGUCUCACCUACAUACUCCAUGACUGUAAUAAUCUCCAUCAUGUCCAGCUUUGCAAUAUUUGUGCUUCUUACCAUAACUACUCUCUAUUGCUGCCGAAGAAGAAAACAAUGGAAAAAUAAGAAAAGAGAAUCAGCAGCAGUAACCCUCACUACACUGCCUUCUGAGCUCUUGCUAGAUAGACUUCAUCCCAACCCCAUGUACCAGAGGAUGCCGCUCCUUCUGAACCCUAAAUUGCUCAGCCUGGAGUAUCCAAGGAAUAACAUUGAAUACGUGAGAGACAUCGGAGAGGGAGCGUUUGGAAGGGUGUUUCAAGCAAGGGCACCAGGCUUACUUCCCCAUGAACCUUUCACUAUGGUGGCGGUAAAGAUGCUCAAAGAAGAAGCCUCAGCAGAUAUGCAAGCGGACUUUCAGAGGGAGGCAGCCCUCAUGGCAGAAUUUGACAAUCCUAACAUUGUGAAACUCUUAGGCGUGUGUGCUGUCGGGAAGCCGAUGUGCCUGCUCUUUGAAUACAUGGCCUAUGGAGACCUCAAUGAGUUCCUCCGCAGCAUGUCCCCUCACACCGUGUGCAGCCUCAGCCACAGUGACUUGUCUAUGAGGGCUCGGGUCUCCAGUCCUGGACCCCCACCCCUCUCCUGUGCUGAGCAGCUUUGCAUUGCCAGGCAGGUGGCCGCUGGCAUGGCUUACCUCUCAGAACGUAAGUUUGUUCACCGAGAUUUAGCCACCAGGAACUGCCUGGUGGGUGAGAACAUGGUGGUGAAAAUUGCUGACUUUGGCCUCUCCAGAAACAUCUACUCAGCAGACUACUACAAAGCUAAUGAAAACGAUGCUAUCCCUAUCCGUUGGAUGCCGCCAGAGUCCAUUUUUUAUAACCGCUAUACUACAGAGUCUGAUGUGUGGGCCUAUGGUGUUGUCCUUUGGGAGAUCUUCUCCUAUGGCCUGCAGCCCUACUAUGGGAUGGCCCAUGAGGAGGUCAUUUACUACGUGCGAGAUGGCAACAUCCUCUCCUGCCCUGAGAACUGCCCCAUGGAGCUGUACAAUCUAAUGCGUCUGUGUUGGAGCAAGCUGCCUGCAGACAGACCCAGUUUCGCCAGUAUUCACCGAAUUCUGGAACGCAUGUGUGAGAGGGCAGAGGGAACUGUGAGUGUCUAAGGUUGAAGGUGUUCAAAUAAAAUGCUGCAGUUUCCUCUCAGACUCUGUGAGCCAGGGGAAUCCUACACCAGAGGCCCAACAAGACCCACAUAGGAAAAAGUAAGAGUAGAGAUGAGUACCCUGUUGUGUGUUUCCCAGGAAGAGCAAAGACAGUGCAAAACCUGUGUGGUAGACGGACCCAUUGAAAGUCAGUGAUUGGAAACACAGGCUAGGAAAUGUGUCAGAUAAUGGA
Messenger RNA from Sapajus apella (tufted capuchin), 3233 nucleotides. It is a transcript of the gene MUSK, whose product is annotated as muscle associated receptor tyrosine kinase. Gene Ontology annotation, cellular component: signaling receptor complex. The transcript is spliced from 18 exons. Lineage: Eukaryota; Metazoa; Chordata; Mammalia; Primates; Cebidae. Gene Ontology annotation, molecular function: protein binding; ATP binding; transmembrane receptor protein tyrosine kinase activity. The record is from RefSeq and is a predicted model, not a curated record. The coding region runs from base 332 to 3001 and encodes 889 amino acids. Gene Ontology annotation, biological process: cell surface receptor protein tyrosine kinase signaling pathway; protein phosphorylation; multicellular organism development.